This is a messenger RNA of Branchiostoma floridae (Florida lancelet), 1225 nucleotides long. Its product is annotated as CREB-regulated transcription coactivator 1-like. Lineage: Eukaryota; Metazoa; Chordata; Leptocardii; Amphioxiformes; Branchiostomatidae. The record is from RefSeq and is a predicted model, not a curated record. Gene Ontology annotation, biological process: protein homotetramerization; positive regulation of transcription by RNA polymerase II. Gene Ontology annotation, molecular function: cAMP response element binding protein binding. Gene Ontology annotation, cellular component: cytoplasm; nucleus.
UGAUUAUUGCCAUUUGUUGGUUUUGUGUAGUCCCCUUAGAUAGCUUUUGUUAUGGGCUGCGACGUGCUUUGCGUCUUGGCGUAGAAAGGAUUGGGCUUGAGACUAGUCACGUGAUGCACAUCCUUGGUGUUGAUUGGCCUGGAAUCUUGUGACCCCCCACGACGCCUGAAUGACAACACAGCUUGUGCUCUGUCGCAGGGCGGCCAUCAUGGCGAACCCACGUAAAUUCAGUGAAAAAAUCGCGCUCCACAACCAAAAGCAGGCCGAAGAGACGGCCGCUUUUGAGCAGAUCAUGAAGGAAGUGAGUGGCGCUACAAGAGCCACUGCUGGGGCCCAAUACCAGAAAAUGCAGAUGGCUCAGGCUCUCGGAGCAUAUCGUGGCGGUUCCCUGCCCAACGUCAACCAGAUAGGAACGGGUGCCAUUGAUUUACAGGGCGCCCUUCACAGCUUAGAAGACAUCAAACGCGGAGCCCAGCCGGGGUUCGUGGACCGAAGGCCCGGUUUUGACAGGUCCCGCAUGCUAGCAGCUCAACACCGCAACAGACUGGCACCGUUUGAAAAGAGGCAGAUGGACAGCCCUCGGUAUGGAGGAGUCCAUUAUCUAUCUCCGCCGGACACCAACUGGAGGAGCCAUUUGCAUCCUGUGUUGCCAGGGUCAGCUAUGUUAAGAACAAAUUCAGACUCGGCUCUACACACAAGUGCGAUGAACCCCUCGCCACAGGAUCCCUUUCAUCCACCAAAUCAAGGCAGCCCACAGCAAGUACGCAGAUUUGGUAAUGUGCUAGAUCCACAAUUAGGUCAGAAGCCGUGGGACCCCAAAAAGCACCAGCAAGUGGGGACUGGGCGACCAAAGUCUUGUGAGGUUCCUGGGAUAAGUAUCUACCCGUCUGCAGAACAAGAGACGAACCAUCCACACAUCCCGAUCUCCAACAACACGGGCUCGCUGCCCGAUCUCACCAACUUACAGUUCCCCUCGCCACUGGCAACCCCGCUGGAUGUGGAAGAUCAGACUUCCUUCAACCAUAGUAGCGGCAACACCCUGUCCACAAAUACCAUGCAACAUUUAGGCAUUAGUGCUGCGCAGCAAACACAGACCAGUCCUCAGGCUCAGAGAAGACGUCACACCCACCACUCUGCACCGAGCCCCCUCACUCUCAGUCCCCACCAGCAAAGACGAGCACAGUCACAAGUUAUACCUCCUCACAACGAAUACGACAGACCCGAU